Messenger RNA from Candoia aspera, 4750 nucleotides. RefSeq names its product lipolysis stimulated lipoprotein receptor (gene LSR). Lineage: Eukaryota; Metazoa; Chordata; Lepidosauria; Squamata; Candoiidae. The record is from RefSeq and is a predicted model, not a curated record. Gene Ontology annotation, cellular component: tricellular tight junction; plasma membrane. The transcript has 10 exons. Gene Ontology annotation, biological process: tricellular tight junction assembly; establishment of blood-brain barrier. Bases 415 to 2175 code for a protein of 586 amino acids.
CCUGAGAGGGGGAAGACCCAAAGCUGAUAUUCCCUCCCCUUACGUUUUCCUUUUCAUUAUUCAGCUCGCCCUUCAAGUGAACCUGCGUUCAUGAUACAAGUGAGUCGGUUUCCGCAAAAAACUUGCCCGUGAGUUAGCCUCAGCUGGGGCUCCCCGCUUCCCUGAAGGAAUUGGUAGUUUCCGUUCCUUGGGCGAGGCUCCCUCCCUCUCGCCAGGGCAGCACCUGAGGCGCGCACGGAGUGGGACGCGGCGCUUGGGAGUGUCGGAGGCGAACCGGGGCGGGCUGCGGAGUCCCGCCGAAGAGCCCCGAGAGCGAGGUGGGCUUGGAAACGAACGAGUCCGGGAGCUUUUAUCCCGGCCACCUUCCCUCUCUGCCCGCGGAGCGGACCGAAAAGUCCGCACAAAGGUUGGCAAAUGGAGACCCGGCGGACGCGUCGGCCGGCCGGACUGCCCCUGCUGUGGUUCUUGGGCGCUGCCUGGAUUUUAGAUUCUGCAACUACAAUGCAGGUCAAUGUGCCGAAUCCCUUCAAUGUAGUCAUCCUGUUUCAACCUGUGACUCUACAAUGCAACUACCAGACGACAGCAACCCAGCCACCUAUUGUCUUGUGGAAAUACAAGUCUUACUGUCGGAGCCGCCUGGCUGAUGCUUUUAACCCCAGCAGCCAGGAGAGCCAGCUCAACAACCAGCUGCAAGCAAACAAUCCUGGAUACAACCCUUAUGUGGAAUGUCAAGACAAUUCCAGGACGGUGCGAGUUGUGGCCACCAAGCAAGGAAAUACAGUAACCCUGGGGGAAUUCUACCAGGGCCGGCGCAUCACUAUCACUAAUGAUGCUGACCUCAGCAUAGAGCAGACUGCUUGGGGGGACAGUGGUGUUUACUACUGCACGGUGACGUCUUCCCAAGACUUGCAAGGCAACAAUGAAGACUACGCUGAACUUAUUGUAUUGGGCAAGUCCUCCGGUGUCUCAGAGCUUUUGCCAGGCUUUCAGAUAGGGCAUAUGGAAGAUUGGGUCUUUGUGGUCUUGGUUGUGCUGGCCUUCUUUCUGGUCUUCCUGCUCCUUGGAAUCUGUUGGUGCCAGUGCUGCCCCCAUACCUGCUGCUGCUAUGUCCGAUGUCCUUGUUGCCCAGAGAGGUGCUGCUGCCCCGAAGCACUCUAUGUAGCAGGGAAAGCUGCAACAUCUGGAGUCCCCAGCGUUUACGCACCCAGUAUAUAUGCCUCCAGCAAUCCAUUGAAGCCAGCUCCCCCACCCACCAUGAUCCCUAUGGGCCCAAUGUCUCCAAUGUACAAUGGUUAUGGAGUGGAUUAUGACCGGGCCAGCUCAGUUGGUGGAAACAGCUCCCAGGUGCCCCUCCUGAGGGAUACUGAUAGUGUUGCAAAUGCUGCUGUACGCAGUGGCUAUCGCAUCCAAGCCAACCAGCAGGAUGACUCCAUGCGGGUGCUCUACUACAUGGAGAAGGAGCUGGCCAACUUUGACCCCACCCGCCCAGGGCAGCCCAAUGGGAGGCUUGAGAAAGCCUCUGUGAUGAGCGAACUAAGCUCUCUGCAUGAAGACGAUCGGCGUUACGAGCUGCGGCAGGGGCUGGGACGGCUGCGUGGCCAGGCCAUGUCUCCCAUCAGCGACUUGGAGGAGGAAAGUAUACGGAGCAGUGAGAACCGACGCUUGCUGCCCACCCCUUGGCGUGACCGUUAUGAGGACUCCCCACUGCGAAGCUGUGCUCGACGCCCACGUUCCCGCUCGGUGGAUGCUCUAGAUGACUUUGAACGGGACUCCUACACUUCCCGGCCCAGAAGUCGGGGUCAACAUGGCUCAGAUAACGAAUGGCAUCGCCGUGAUUAUUCCCCCGACUCCCGCAAUGACUCUGAGCGCUACGGCAGACACCGGAGUCGAAGUAGGGAUGACCUGCGGGACGUGGAGCGAACCCAUUACGAUAACCGGCUCCUGGAGGAAGCACUGCGGAAGAAGCAGCGGGCAGGGAGCCGCGAAGACCUGGAUCAUGGAAGCGCCUCUAGCGGGAGAUCUGGCCACAGGAAAAACCGGGAUGAAGAUAGCAAUGGCUUUCCUCCACCACCACCACCUCCGUAUACAGAGACUGAAUCCGUAUCUUCCCGUAGCAAGGAUGACCGCAAGCUGCGAAGGAAUCAUGCUGUCAGCAGAGAAAGUUUGGUGGUUUAAUUCUCUCCACUGUUUCUGGAAUAUGAGAGACUCUGUGUCUUGAAUGGCUACAGGAACACUCUUCGUUGCCAGCAUCAUUUUAUUCAGGAGGACCCAGAGAUGAAAUGGAGCAGCAUUUGUAUUGGAUCUAUGCGUCCAUAAAAAACGAACAGGUUGACCUCACCUGGUCACCCCUCUGUGUCUUAGCUCAUCUUCAUCACAUGCAGGCUAAGAUUCUCCAAGAUUCCUUAAGAUUCUUAGUAUUACAGACAUUUUUAAAUACAUUUUUGGUACUCCUUUUAAAUUUCAGAGCUAUAUAUUUCUGAAUGUACUAUUUUGGAAAGAGGGUCACUUCAUACGUGAUCCCCUGAUACUGCAGACAGAAAGAAAUUGCUUCUUUCAUUGGACACCACAUGGGCAUCUCCUUGCCUUUUAUUUUUUUUUCCCCAUAAUUUUGAAGAUGAUUCCAAAGAAGACACAUUUAUCUGUGUUACCUUUUCCAUUCUGAUUUUAAAGGAGCUCUUUAAACAUAUUUUAUACUUAAGUGGCUUUGUAUGUGUAUAAUUUUAGGGUUUUUUAGAACCUGAGUAUAAAACUACUGAUGCUGUAAAUAUUUUAAGUGAUAAGCAGCCAGGUUUUUUUUCCAUUUCUGUAUUUUUUUAAAAAAUGGAAUUACCUUUUUAUAGGAAUGAAAAUAAAAGUGAGUGGAGCAAAUGUAUCGGCUAGAUUGCAACAUUUUCACAGAAUGGACUGAAAAUGCUGUCACCAGUCUUACCAUCCCUCAUGCCCUCCAGAUGUGUUAGACCACAUGUUGGGCAUCUAAAUGUACAUUCUGAAAGUUACCUACCGUAUUGGAGGACAUGAAGAUGGAGAAAAUGUGGAUGAUUAGUUCCGCUAUUUUCCCUUUAAUAAAUACAGGGCACAGCAAAACAUACUUCUCUUAUUUCUCUAGAAAAGCCCUGCAUUUUAAUUCAGGAGAGAUACUUCCUCAAGACUCUUUAAAAAAUGAUGUAGAAUUACAUUGUGUAAGUUUUAUUUUGACUUCUUUAUUAGACAGCGUUCAAACAUUGUGCUGAAAUGUGAUGAAGCAAUGUCUAUUCUCUGACUUCCUGCUUGAGAACAUAUGAAGGUGUAAAUUAAUUUUAAAUUUAAUGGGCAUGUUCUUAAUGACUGAAGAUUUUUAUUUAAUUAGAUAGUUCAUAGACCUGGUUUCUUUACUGGUACAUGUAAUGUUGAAGCUGAUUUAUCACUGGGGAAAUCUCUAUAAUAGAGAUGGCUUUUUUAAAAAAUUUUUUAUCCCGCCUUUAUUAUUUUUAUAAAUAACUCAAGGUGGGAAACAUACCAAGUACUCCUUCCUCCUCCUAUUCCCCAGAACAACAACCCUGUGAGGUGAGUUGGGCUGAGAGAGAGGGACUGGCCCAAGGUCACCCAGCCGGCUUUCAUGCCUCAGGCAGGACUAGAACUCUCAUACCACACUUGAUUGGCUCUUGGGCUGAGAGAGAGGGACUGGCCCAAGGCCACCCAGCCGGCUUUCAUGCCUCAGGCGGGACUAGAACUCUCAUACCACACUUGAUUGGCUCUUGGGCUGAGAGAGAGGGACUGGCCCAAGGUCACCCAGCCGGCUUUCAUGCCUCAGGCGGGACUAGAACUCUCAUACCACGCCUGAUUGGCUCUUGGGCUGAGAGAGAGCGACUGGCCCAAGGUCACCCAGCUGGCUUUCAUGCCUCAGGCGGGACUAGAACUCUCAUACCACGCCUGAUUGGCUCUUGGGCUGAGAGAGAGCGACUGGCCCAAGGUCACCCAGCUGGCUUUCAUGCCUCAGGCGGGACUACAGCUCACAGUCUCCUGGUUUCUAGCCUGGAGCCUUCACCACUAGACCAAACUGGCUCUUUUGGUCUGCCAAAAGGAUAUUUGAGUUGUAGUCUUCUGUACACAGAAGUAAGUUUAAUUAAACUUAAUCAGAUUUGCCUUGGGGAAACUAAAUUAGACAUUACAUAAGAUGAGUGUGAAAAGUGAGCACAGAAAAAACAUGAGCAGGGAACAGUGACACUUAAGAUUUUUCCUUUGCUUGUUCCUACAGAAAAUGUGCCAGUCUUUUCAUUCCCCUCAGCUGCUUUUCUGAGAAUAAAGGGGUUACCUUUGUGUGCGCUGGGAGACAAAUUUUGAGUGGGCAGCUUCAGGAACAAAAUCUUUCUUCCCUUUUCACUCAUGGUUUUAGAUUCCUGCAAUUGUUGUUCAUUUUGAAAACACUCACAUAUGCAUUACUGGAUGACUUACAUUCAUCUGUCCUGAAACAUGUAGUUAGGUCCUUCGUUCCAGUUUUACAGAGAAAUAAAUAAAUAUAUGGAUGAUAAACUGUCCAGCAGGAGGCAGAUUAACAGCUGUUCUUGUGUAGAAGCAGUUAUAGCACAAUGGGACGUUCCCCAAGUCCCUGGCACAAAGUGCGUGCUGUUUACCAGCCAGCCACAAGAGAGAGAUGGGUUGGGUCAAUUCUGUUUACAUAUCUUGUUGAAAUGCCAUAAAACAAGAAAGGUUAUCCUUGCUCAUUGAUGUUUUCACAAUGGAGGGAGAUGUUUUCUGAAUAAAAAGUGAGACU